AUGAACUUUAUUCGCUUACCAAGCUUAAAGUUAAAUCAUCAUCCAUCUGAUAAUCAUCAUUCUCACAAUGCCGUUGAUUCAUCAUCGGUUAAAAUGAACAGUCUCUUUUUACCACCAACUUGGAAACAGGAAUCUCAUCAUUAUCAACAAGAAGAUUUAGGUUUGAAAUUACAUCCUUCUUCACAAAGUUAUGCACAAGAGAUGUUUUCGUUCUCCGCGGGAAGCACCAUCCCACCUCCUCAUGCCAACAAUAUACGAUCAUCAUCCACUAUUAAACGACGUAGACGACCUCCACAUUCAUAUGCAUCCAUGAUUGCACAAGCUAUCAUGACGUCUAAAGAACAAAAGAUGACCUUACGAGAUAUUUAUGCAUGGGUGCAGCAACGGUAUCCUCAUCUAUAUGAGACAAACACAAGUGGAUGUCAAAACGUGAUCCGGCAUAAUCUUUCCUUGAAUCGUUGUUUUUAUAAACUGCCUAAAUCUAAUGGGAGAGGUAAAGGAAAAGGUGGUUACUGGGCCGUAUCUCCCGAGCAAUUGCACCAUACCACGUUUGGUCGACAUUUAUUAGAUACGGGAGGUAUAUCGGCCGCUGGUUUCGAAUAUUGGCCUCAAUCAUCAGUGGAUCAGAAGACACAACAUCAAGCGAGUGAAGAAGAACAAGAGGAAGAGGAAGAAGAGGAAGAGGAAGAAGAAGGUUCCCAAAUGGAUGAAGACAAUGAGGGAUUCAUUCCACGUAUUCAUCCGUCCUCUAUCUCUUAUAAAAAUAACAUCACUAAUUUGCUUCAACCUGCAGAUCUCGCUACUUUACAAAAUCAUCAACUUCAUCUACAACAACGUCGAUCUGUUCCUCCUCCACCAGCUCUGACUAUCCCUUUUGAACAAGAUCAUCAUCAUCAUCAUCAGAGUCCUAUUGCUGAACUAGAUAAUCCUACAUUUCAUCCACCAUCACUUCAUCAUAUUCUGAACUAA
This is a messenger RNA of Halteromyces radiatus, 969 nucleotides long. Its product is annotated as fork head domain-containing protein. Gene Ontology annotation, biological process: regulation of transcription by RNA polymerase II. Gene Ontology annotation, molecular function: DNA-binding transcription factor activity, RNA polymerase II-specific; RNA polymerase II cis-regulatory region sequence-specific DNA binding. Gene Ontology annotation, cellular component: nucleus. The transcript has a single exon. Bases 1 to 969 code for a protein of 322 amino acids. The record is from RefSeq and is a predicted model, not a curated record. NCBI's taxonomy places the organism in Eukaryota, Fungi, Mucoromycota, Mucoromycetes, Mucorales, Cunninghamellaceae.